AACAAAGAAAUCCUGUAAACAUACAGGUCAGCAAGUCGCUUCAAAUAAUUGUUCAUUUUAGCUUAGCACAUAUGUCAUGUAGUAUGAGCCUACAUGACACAGAAAGGAAGAAAGAAGAAGAAAGCAGUUUAACCAACGGAUUUUGUUCCCAUGAAUACAAUGUUUGACCUAAAGUGCGAAAGCUCUUCAGGUGAAGAGGAAGAGACUGAGGGAGGAGAGUCCAGUUUAACAGCACAGAUAGCCAGAUGUGCGAAUGUAUCAUCAGCGGAUUUAGACGAACUGGAGCACAACCGGAACGAAUCUAGUACUGUAAAGCAAACUGUAUGGGCUGUGAACUGUUUUAAAGCCUGGUUACGCGAAAAGCAGCUGACGAUCGACUUUAAAACCGUGGAGAAGUCGGAGCUAAACCCGGUGCUUCGCGAGUUUUAUGGCUCUAUUCGGACGAGCAAAGGAGAGUUGUACGGCAUCAGCAGCUACGUCGGGCUUCGAGCUGGAUUGAAUCGGUUCAUCAAUGAACCUCCGCUCAACCGGGUGUGGAAUCUGAUGCAGGACACAGAGUUUAGGGCCGCCAAUAAUGUGUUCAAAGGCGUCGUUAAGCAGAUCCGACGCUCCGGUAGAAAUAUAACAGCACAUUACCCCCCGAUUUCACCUGAGGACCAGCACCUACUGAAGCACUCCCCUGCACUGGACCCUGGCAACCCGAAAGGCUUGCUAAAUAAGGUCUGGUACGAUAUCCAGUUACAUUUCGGACUCAGGGGUAAGGAGGGCAACCGACACCUGCAGCCAGACGCGUUUGCUCUGAACCGAGACCAAAACGGAUUCAAAUACUUCACGAUGACAUUACACGAGGACACGAAAAACAUGCCGGAAAAGGACAAGAAAACCCGCAGGGCUAUGUAUGAAGAGCCCGGCAAUCCGCUGUGCCCAGUCGCAUCUCUGGAGAAAUAUCUGAGCAAAAUCCCCGCCGACGCAAAAGCGCUGUAUCUGCAGCCCAAAAGGACAUAUGUGAUCGCCGAUGAGAUGUGGUAUACGCCACUUCCAAUGGGAGUCAAUUAUCUGUCCCAAAUGCUGCCCAAAAUAUGCAAAGAGGCCGGCACGAGAACGAUAUACACUAACCACAGUCUGAGGCUCACUGCGAUUCAAAGACUGACUGAAUCGAGGGAGAUCAUGGCGGUGUGUGUGAGUGUUCCAGUUGAGAUUAACACUCAGUGGCAGCAGCCGGAGUCCACUCCAUACUCCCCCAGCAGUGAACUGGACUCCAGCUCUGCCAGACAGGAGAGUCCCGUGAGCAGCCACAGUUGGGUGAAACAAGAACCAGAGCCAGAAGCCAUCCAGUGGGAAAAUAAGAACUCUGAUGCUGCCACUGAUGCUGAGAAGGACAAAAAUCUGAACACAUCGAUACCUUCGAUGGAGGGUUUACCCAGCAGUGUUAUGCUGACCAUCACCAAACUUCAGUGUCUGCUGGAGAGCAAACAGGAGAGGAUUGAAGCUCUGGAGAGACAGGUGCAGGACCUGCAGGAGGAUCGCAGGUUCCUUCGCUCACAAAUCGAGAACCUCACUGGCGCUCGCUUGGUUUCAGUGCCUGAAGCGAGCACAUCAGUGUUCUCUCAGUCCAGGUCAAGGAAAAGGCGGCGUAAGAGCUCGUCCAGCUCAUAUAUCGAAGAUGAGAGCAUCACUGAUGAAUCUUCAUCUGAAGAGUCCAGCAGCGUCAGAAAAAAAAGACGCCAUAAGAAGAAAGGAAAGAGAGGGUGUGUUCCUCAUUGUGACUAGGUCUUGAUCAGCCUUUAUCAAGAAGAAGAGCAUGAAUAGUACUUUCUGCCCAAGUGUGUCAUUAAAGUUCACAGGGCCCGGGACAGUUUUUUACGAGCGAGCGUCCAUAUGCCCAGGAGUAGAGUAGCCUAUACCAUAAAGGACCUAAUCUGGGCCCUCUAUAAUGGCCUGGAACAGCGCUCCUGGUUGAACCCUCCCUGACAACAUCCCCAACAUGGCCCUCCUCAUCGCGGAACUGCACCAGGUUGCUAACAAAUCUGUUCGUCUGGUGGGUCUGAUCAGGCCGUGCGAAGGAAAAAUAAGUCCGCUACGCCCAGCAGUGUGUCCUCUCUCCACAGCAGAGCAGUUCAGUUUGUAAUUGAACAACCCAGAAAACAUUAAUUAACAUAUCUGAACCUUGCUCAGGUGGGCUUUUGAUUUAUGAGUACAUAUGAGUGUGGUUAUCUUGUUGCUUUAAAAAGGCAAGUUGCUACUUACGAUUUGUCAAAUGUAAAUUUACAUUCUUAUACUUGUGUAAACAGUGAUUCUGAAAAUGAAAUGAAUGAAACUGCUACUCUGAAAACCAUCAGUAAAACCCUGACACAGUCUUCCGGGUUGACCUACCAGUUGAUAUCACUACUGAACACCUCUUUUUCUUUCUUUGUUUGCUGAUGAAGCCCUUGUAUAAAGGAUGGAGCGGAUGAGAGCUUCUGGAGAAGCUGGCCUAGCACUGCAAUAAAAACAAGAGCAUUCUCCAUGAUUGAACUAUAGAGGUCGCUCUAAUACCAUUGUUGAGUGAAAAUGGUGCUGGAAGGAAAUACAGUAGUUUUAUUACCGUGUACUGUGUGUACGUCUCUCUGGAGUUUUAAGUGGUUUGUGUAAUAAAUGCACAAGAUCACUUUUUUCUUUUUCAAUUUUAAGUUACACAUAUUGUGUGCAGUAGCUGGAACAGACCAUCCAGUCCACUCAUGAAGCACAGAUUGGGCUUGUAUGUUUGAGAUGAUUUUUGUAUGUGUUUGUUUACAGAAAUCUCUACCAAGGUUAUGUUCUCACACAAUGUCACCGUGUUCCUUUAUGUCAGGGUUCUUCAUAUCUGGUAUCCUCAAGUUCCACUGUCCUAUAGCAGUGUUUCUCAAC
Sinocyclocheilus grahami is the source of this 2886-nucleotide messenger RNA. Its product is annotated as zinc finger MYM-type protein 2. The transcript has 5 exons. Bases 151 to 1770 code for a protein of 539 amino acids. NCBI's taxonomy places the organism in Eukaryota, Metazoa, Chordata, Actinopteri, Cypriniformes, Cyprinidae. The record is from RefSeq and is a predicted model, not a curated record.